Messenger RNA from Austrofundulus limnaeus, 2443 nucleotides. RefSeq names its product extra-ocular rhodopsin (gene exorh). Gene Ontology annotation, molecular function: G protein-coupled receptor activity. Gene Ontology annotation, biological process: visual perception; G protein-coupled receptor signaling pathway; phototransduction. The record is from RefSeq and is a predicted model, not a curated record. Bases 717 to 1778 code for a protein of 353 amino acids. Gene Ontology annotation, cellular component: membrane. The transcript has 5 exons. NCBI's taxonomy places the organism in Eukaryota, Metazoa, Chordata, Actinopteri, Cyprinodontiformes, Rivulidae.
AAAUGUGAUUGUUAUUCUUUCUCUUUCGGCGUGGACCUUUAGAUUUAUGUUUGCAGAAGAGCUGGAGGGAGAGUGCCUGUUAUGAGCAGUAUAACCCACUGAUUCUGAUUACACUCAGGGCUAUAAGUGGAGCGCCGUGCUCGGCGGUGGUUAGGGAUUAAGCUUUUACAGAUGCAAAUAAGUUGGAUUGCUCCGGAAAUUUCGUUUAAAGUCUGUCCACUCUGAGCAGUUGAAGUCACAAACCUCCCACUCUCUCCUCUCAUCUUAUUCUAAUGCAGCACUGAUGCACAUGACUGUAAUUAAUGGGUUUAUUUAGCCGCAGUUAUAACUUCCCACUUCAAAAAUGCUUUACUCUUUUUUUAUAUCCUGUUCUUUUUUUCUGAGCCUUUUUUUUCUCCUGUAAAGGCUUUGUGUGCACGCGUGUUUGUUAAUGUGCACAAGCACUCUCGGACUGCGUCUUAAUUCCAUCUCUGCUAACACUUGGCUUCAUCCCCCUCGUCCCUAAUCCAGCCCGACUAUUAAAAGGUGCUGCUACUCCUCGGGGGGCCGCAGAGCACAUCUUACUUCCAUGGGAUCCAGCCUUCCAUCUACAUUUUCCUUCUCAGUUCCACCUCAGCUGCACCACAAGACUCCCUUUAACCGGGCUUUACUCUGACAGACACAGAGCGUUUUGUUCAGAUCUUAGAGAAAGAGCAAAAAGACAGACAGCCGUCGCGAUGAAUGGCACUGAAGGGCCCAACUUUUACGUCCCCAUGUCUAAUAGGACAGGGUUGGUGCUAAGCCCCUUCGAGCACCCUCAGUACUACCUGGCUGAGCCAUGGAAGUACUCUCUUCUGGCUGCGUACAUGCUGUUCCUCAUCAUCACCGCCUUCCCCGUUAACUUCCUCACCCUCCAUGUCACCGUCAAGCACAAGAAGCUGAGAACCCCUCUGAACUACGUGCUGCUCAACCUGGCCGUGGCCGACCUCUUUAUGAUAGUCGGAGGCUUCACGGUCACCCUGUACACGGCCCUGCACGGGUACUUCAGCUUAGGCGUCACCGGCUGCAGCAUCGAAGGGUUCUUUGCCACAUUAGGAGGAGAGAUUGCCCUCUGGUCUCUGGUGGUUCUGGCCAUUGAGCGCUAUGUCGUGGUCUGUAAGCCAAUAAGCAACUUCCGCUUUGAGGAAAAACACGCCAUCGCUGGCCUGGCGUUCUCCUGGGCCAUGGCCCUGACCUGCGCUGCCCCGCCUCUGUUGGGGUGGUCCCGGUACAUCCCAGAGGGAAUGCAGUGCUCCUGUGGGAUCGACUACUACACUCCCAAACCUGAGAUCCACAACACCUCAUUCAUCAUCUAUAUGUUUGUCCUUCACUUCUGCAUCCCCCUCUUCAUCAUUUUCUUCUGCUACAGUCGCCUGCUCUGCACUGUGCGAGCGGCCGCAGCUCUGCAGCAGGAGUCUGAAACCACCCAGAGGGCAGAGAGAGAAGUGACUCGCAUGGUCGUGGUGAUGGUGAUCUCCUUCCUGGUGUGCUGGGUGCCCUACGCCUCCGUGGCUUGGUACAUCUUUGCCAACCAGGGAACGGAGUUUGGACCCGUGUUUAUGACGGCUCCGGCCUUCUUCGCCAAGAGCGCCGCUCUGUACAAUCCAGUCAUCUACAUUCUGCUGAACAGACAGUUCAGAAACUGCAUGAUCACCACAGUGUGCUGCGGAAAGAACCCAUUUGGAGACGACGAGACCAGCGCCACUGUCUCCAAAACCCAGACUUCAUCCGUCUCCUCCAGCCAGGUGGCCCCUGCUUGACCCCAUCACUCCUCCUCCAUCCUCUCCAUCUGUUCCCGCUCACCCUGGGACCCGCCCCCCCCCCCACCACCACCGAGCAGCGAUACGUUUGAAGGGGCCAAUCCGCUCGACUCACCUCUCCAAUUGUCCUCGCCGCCAUUGGCACUGCUGCAACUUUGAGCGGGACGGACUCCAGCAGGAGCCAGCAUGCGCACUCUCAGCCCGUUUAAUCAUGGAAAGUGUUCAGCUGGUCUCCCACAUUUUUAACCCGACAUCAGAAGGUUGCCAACUUGGUGACAAUUCAACUGAACAUCAUCCAAACUCCACAAGACGUGUUCUAGGUAAAAAUAAAAAAUAAAAGGCUCAUAGUCAGAUUUUUAUCUAUUCUUGUUUAAGUAAAUGUUUCAGCUGCAUGUAACUCAAAGCAGACGCUUUUCUGCUCUGGUUUUCAUUGUAGUACAGCUUCUUCUUUUUCCUUUUUUUUUUUUUUUUUUUUUUUUUUUUUUUUUGUUCUCAGACAGGAAACUGAGAAGAGCUUCCAUGAAAAUGCCUCUUAGAUGAGACUGGAUGAUAGUGUGUUUGCCAGACUGUGUGUGUAAAUGAAAAGUUCUUUCUAUUUGUUGUGUAUAAACUAGGAUUUGUGGAAAUUGUUUGUGUCUUGCAAUAAAAAAUAUCUCUAAGCUGAA